This is a messenger RNA of Penaeus vannamei (Pacific white shrimp), 2043 nucleotides long. NCBI's taxonomy places the organism in Eukaryota, Metazoa, Arthropoda, Malacostraca, Decapoda, Penaeidae. The record is from RefSeq and is a predicted model, not a curated record.
AUGGCGAGACCCCUGUGUGGCUUGAUACCUGAAGCCGUCAAGAUAACAACCGCGUCGCUUUACAGAGGCAUCCCCUUCGCCGAACCUCCCGUGGGAGACUUGCGCUGGGCGGAGCCUGUGGACAAACGAGGGGCGUGGCCUGGAGGCUUCCUAGACGCGACGAGGUUCCGCUCCUUCUGCCCGCAGUACGACACUGAGAGCAAGCGCGUCCUGGGCAAGGAGGACUGCCUUUAUCUCAACGUCUUCACGCCUUAUCUGCCAGGAUCAGAGACUGCCGGCAACAAGACAGGUCUGCUCCCUGUGUUCGUCUUCAUCCAUGGCGGCGCCUUCCUCAGGGGGUCGUCCUCGGCGCACGGCCCCGCCAGGCUCCUCGCCCAUGAUGUCGUCCUCGUCACUCUCAACUACCGCAUCGGGGCCCUCGGAUUCCUCACGACGGACGACGCCGAAUUCCCCGGCAACUACGGCAUGCUGGACCAGGUCUCGGCGCUCCGCUGGGUGCGCGACAACAUCGCUCAGUUCGGCGGCGACUCCUCCAGGGUGACCAUCGGGGGCUUCUCUGCGGGUUCCGCCUCCAUCCACCUGCACAUGGCGUCGCCCCUAUCCAGAGGCCUCUUCCACGGCGGCCUCAUGAUGAGCGGAUCAGGGAGCUGCGAGUGGGCCGUCCGGGGGAACCUCACCACCUUUGCUCACCAGCUGGCGAGGGGCGUCGGAUGCCCCACCUCCCCGUCGGCGCUCAUGAAGACCUGCCUCUCCGCGGUUCCCAUGGAGGACCUCCUCGCCGCGCAGGCCGCCUUGCAUCGCUUCGGCUUCUGGCCUCUUCCGUUCGUGCCGACCGUUGACGGGGGGCGCCGCGCACAACCCUUCCUGCCGGGGCGCUUGUCCUCGCUGCCCCUCGCCCGCGUGCCCGUCCUGCUCGGCUCAGUGCCCGACGAAGGCCUGCUCUUCGCUGCAGGCGUUCUGCUCAUGGCGGAGGAACCUGGCAGCGCAGCCUCUGUGUACGAGGAGGCCGUGCCGUACGUGUUCAACGCUUGGGCCAACGAGCACGACGCCCACCUCAUGCGAUCGCUGGCCGAGUCCUUCUACUUCACCGAGCGAGCCAAGGAGUCACUUGAUGUUCUGCUCGAAGAGAUGACUGAGGCUCUAUCGGAUUACGUGUUCGGACACUGCGUGUGGGAUGAUGCAAUGCUAUUUGCCGAGAAUGGGAUGGAGGUUUACACGUACCUUAACACUCACCGCGACAUAGAAACCCCCACCUGGGCCACGCCCCUGUACGACCGCCUGCGGGCCCUGGGCGUCCGCACACCGCUGCUGGAGACGGGCGUGUCCCACGGCGACGACAUGGUGCACCUCUUCGACUUCCCGUACGCCCUCGGCAAGUUCUCGGAGCGCGACCAGAUGGUGUCCACCUUCGUCACGACCACUUGGGCCAACUUCAUCACAAACGGAUCGCCCGCGAGAGGGGACACAAGCAAGCUCCCUUGGGCCAACCUCGACAGCUGGACGCCCGUGCAGCCUGGCCAACCCAAGAGCUACUUCCGCAUUUCUGUCGAGCCGACCAUGGUGCCGCGACCACACAAAGGAAAGGAAAGGAACUUCUGGCAGCAAGUAGUCCCGAGCGCCAUCAGGCGGACGCGCGCGGAGGCGGCGAGCAAGGGCGCGUGCCCCUGGAGGGAGCAGGCGUCGUGCCCGGCCGCGACCCGCCCUCUCGCCGAUUAGUGCGGACCAUUACCCAGAGGCCAAACGCAUGUGCUUAUGUACACACGCACACAGCAACGCGUAGACAUUAGCACACACACACUAACACAUGCACGUACAAACACAUGCGUAAGCACACAUCCAACCGAAAUAAACAUAUUGUAAAUAUUCGCAAUUGAUGCCAAAGUGCCGUGUCUGUAAAUAUUGUGAAAUGUUUUAUCUUAUCAAUUCUAGAUAAUAAGGUUUGAGUGUUUUUUUCUUUUUACUUUUUUUUAGAAAAUAGUAUUUGAUCGUGAAUAUGAUUUUUGUAAAAUUGUAUAUUUUUCUAAUAAAAUCUCAUAACCAUAA